Messenger RNA from Brassica oleracea var. oleracea, 1610 nucleotides. Its product is annotated as probable receptor-like protein kinase At1g80640. The coding region runs from base 174 to 1418 and encodes 414 amino acids. The record is from RefSeq and is a predicted model, not a curated record. Gene Ontology annotation, molecular function: protein kinase activity; ATP binding. NCBI's taxonomy places the organism in Eukaryota, Viridiplantae, Streptophyta, Magnoliopsida, Brassicales, Brassicaceae. The transcript is spliced from 10 exons. Gene Ontology annotation, biological process: protein phosphorylation.
UUAUGCAGACACAAGAAAAGGAAAUGAAAUUAAAAGGAGAUCUCCAUUAGUGAGCGAUAAAGACUCCUCACAUUCUCUUUGUAAAUCUCUAAAUCUCAUCAGUCUCUUUUUUCAACUUGAAAAUCCUACAAGUCUGGAGAGUGAAUCAAUUCUGAAAGUAUUUUGUUAGGCAAAUGAGAAAGAUUCUUCCUCUACUCCUUAAGGUCUUGGUUAUUCAGUUCCUCUGUAGUGUCUAUGCUUGUACAGCAUCCCAUCCACCUGCGUCACAGCCUUCACUUUCUCCCGUCUACACUUCCAUGGCUUCCUUCUCUCCAGGAAUCCAAAUGGGUAGUAGAGGCCAAGAACACAAUAAACUUUUAAUAGCUCUUAUAAUCAGCUCCUCGUCUCUAGGACUAAUAGUUUUUUGUUGUUUAUGCUUUUGGGCUGUUUAUCGGUCUAAGCAAUUUCCCAAACCGACCAAGAACUCAGAGAGUGGGAUUUCAUUACCCAAGAAGGGUUUUAUGCAGUCCUUCGAUUACAAGACACUAGAGAAAGCAACAGGCGGCUUCAAAGACAGUAAUCUUAUAGGACGAGGCGGGUUUGGAUUUGUUUACAAAGCCUGCUUAGACAAUCACACCCUAGCCGCGGUUAAGAAGAUCGAAAACGUUAGCCAAGAAGCAAAACGGGAGUUUCAGAACGAAGUUGAUCUAUUGAGCAAGAUUCACCAUCCCAACAUCAUCUCACUUCUGGGACAUACAAGUGAAAUCAGCCCGAGCUUCAUCGUUUACGAGCUGAUGGAAAAGGGAUCUUUGGAGGCACAGUUACACGGACCUUCUCGUGGAUCGGCUUUAACAUGGCACAUGCGGAUGAAGAUUGCUCUUGAUACAGCAAGAGGUGUAGAGUAUCUACAUGAGCGUUGUCGCCCUCCGGUUAUCCACAGAGAUAUAAAAUCUUCAAAUAUUCUCCUUGAUUCUUCCUUCAACGCCAAGAUAUCUGAUUUUGGACUUGCGGUAACGAACGGGAUGCACGGCAAGAACAACAUUAAACUAUCUGGGACACUUGGUUAUGUUGCUCCAGAAUAUCUCCUAGAUGGUAAAUUAACGGAUAAAAGUGAUGUUUACUCAUUCGGAGUGGUUCUACUUGAACUGUUGCUGGGAAGGCGACCGGUUGAGAAGUUGAGUUCGGUUCAGUGCCAAUCUCUGGUCACUUGGGCAAUGCCACAACUUACGGAUAGAUCAAAGCUUCCUAAAAUAGUGGAUCCAGUUAUCAAAGAUACAAUGGAUCAUAAGCAUCUAUACCAGGUAGCAGCCGUGGCAGUGCUUUGUGUACAGCCAGAACCAAGUUAUAGACCGUUGAUAACCGAUGUUCUUCACUCACUUGUUCCACUGGUUCCGGUAGAGCUAGGAGGAACACUCCGGUUAACAUCAUCAUCGUCCUAAAGCAAAUAAUUGUUGCUUAUAUAUAGGGAUUGAUCCUAUUGCUUCAGAACUUUUGGGGUGCAAAUGUGAGAACAAAGGUUUCCCAGGGGUAUUCACUUCUAAUGAUUGUAUUUGUAAAUUGCCUAUAUUAUACAUUUUUCACCAAGUAAAUAUUCAAUAUUUAUGGGCUAUUUAAACAAAUUAGCUCUUUUA